Oncorhynchus masou masou (cherry salmon) is the source of this 1464-nucleotide messenger RNA. RefSeq names its product BTB (POZ) domain containing 17a (gene btbd17a). The record is from RefSeq and is a predicted model, not a curated record. Gene Ontology annotation, molecular function: protein binding. Bases 1 to 1464 code for a protein of 487 amino acids. Lineage: Eukaryota; Metazoa; Chordata; Actinopteri; Salmoniformes; Salmonidae. The transcript is spliced from 6 exons.
AUGCCUGCUGCCCUUCUCAGACCCAGAGUGGCCCUGGCCCAGACCAACCUGAUCAGCACGCUGCUGUUGUCUCUCUGUCUCCACACCGGCUCCGUCACUGGAGGCAUAAUGAAGGCUGAUGAGACCCAGAAUGGUGGCGGGGACACCAUCAGCCACUCCCUGGCCCUGGUGCAGCAUCUGGAGGCCCUGCUGGCUCAAGGGAAUGGCAGUGAUGUGGCCCUCAGGGUGCAGACAGUGGGAGCAGAGCAGGUAAAGGUGAUCCAGGCCCACUCCCUGAUGCUGUCCCUGCAGAGCCCUGUGUUCGAGGAACUGCUGCUCAGCCGUAACGGCACCACCCUGGUCCUCCUGGAGACCGCUGAGUGUGCUGCCAUCUUCGACAAGUUCAUCAGGUACCUGUAUUGUGGAGAGAUCUCCCUGUGUCUGGAGCAGGCCACCUCUUUACACAAGCUGGCCACUAAGUACCGCGUCCAGGGCCUUCAGCAGGGGGUCACCCAGUACAUGACCCAGAAUCUGGCCAGCAACUCCCCUUCUGGACAUGUGGUGGAAUGGUACCAGUACGCCCUGCAGACUGGAGACGUGGCCCUGAGGGACAGCUGUCUGCAGUACCUGUCCUGGAACCUGUCCUCUGUGCUGCAGAGUGGGGAGUGGACGCAUGUCAGCAACGACCUGCUCAUGACCCUGCUGCAGCGCUCAGACCUCAUCCUGCAGAGUGAAAUGGAGCUCUUCGCGGCACUGGAGGCCUGGAUCAACCAGAACGAACCGGAUGCUCUAACGGCCGAGAACGCUCUGAGAGCCGUCCGUUAUGCCAUGAUGCCCCCUCUGGAGCUCUUUCGCCUGCAGACCCAGUCUCCUGUUCUGGCCCGCUACCAGGAGUCGGUCCGGGACCUCCUCUACCAGUCCUACCAGUUCCACUCCUCCUCCCCCCUCCACAUGGCCAAGUACUUUGAUGUGAACUGCAGUCUCUUCAUGCCCAGGAACUACCUCUCCCCUGCCUGGGGGAGUCCUUGGGUCAUUAACAACCCCAUGAGGGACGACCGCAGCACCAGCUUCCAGACGCAGCUGGGCCCCAGCGGCCAUGAUGCCAACAAGAGGGUGACCUGGAACUCCCUGUUCUCGCCCCGUUGGUUGCCCCUCAGCAUGAGGCCAAUGUACUCCGAACAGGGUUCCACACAGCCGACACGUGUUGACGGAGGCCGCCUGCGCAUCAUUAUUACUCCCGCUACGUCGAGUGCAGAGUUUGCCGGGGUGAGCUUCCAGAAGACGGUGGUGGUGAUGACGAGGAAGCAGGGAAAGAUGGUGGUGAGACAUGUUUAUAAUUUCCACCAGAGCACCGAGGAGACUGGUGACUUCCUGGUGGAAGCCGAUCUGCACCGUAAGACAUCUGAGUACCUGGUCGAUGGUUCCCUCCAUCUACACAUCGUGGUGAAGCCGCUCUACCAGACCCUCAUAGCUACAAAGAAAUGA